Molecule: messenger RNA, 2154 nt
Organism: Nilaparvata lugens (brown planthopper)
Lineage: Eukaryota; Metazoa; Arthropoda; Insecta; Hemiptera; Delphacidae
Product: trypsin-1
Exons: 7
Coding region: 9-947 (312 amino acids)
Biological process (GO): proteolysis
Molecular function (GO): serine-type endopeptidase activity
Source: RefSeq, a predicted model, not a curated record
AUAUUUAUAUGAGAGCCAGUAAGAAGCUUGUCAUUCUCAGCAUUGAAUACUUUGGUGUGAUAUUCAAGAUGGAAUCUCACAUUUGGAGGACUACUGGCAAAUUUAGUUUUGCAACCGUCAUACUGUUGCUUGCAAUUUGCAAUUCAGGUCUAGGAUUCUUCAUUAGUAGACCUAAUAAUUCAUCUGUUGAACUUGAUGCUCAUCAUAUACAACAGUUCAUUGUUGGCGGAAAAAAGGCAUCUGAUGGAGAAUUCAAGGCACAAGCCGCUCUGUGCAAGCAUAAGCCAGACCACCUUGUUCUGCGAUGUGCUUGCACUAUUGUCAGUGUUUGUCACGCGCUGACGGCUGGUCACUGUGUCUGGGGUUUUCAAGAGACCCCUGAAAAAUUCAGGAUACUUUGCGGUGUUACCAACGUGGAGGAAUAUGAUCCAAAUAGAGAUGUGUUCACCGUAGAUAAGAUAUACAUUCAUGAUAAUUACGAAAACAGCCUGCCUCCAAAAAAUGAUAUAGCAAUGUGUCGGGUUCGUGAGAAAUUUUCCGAUCAUAGUAAACUAGCUCCAGCAAGACUUCCCACUUCCAGACCCAGAGCAAACCAAAUGGGUACAGCAUGUGGAUGGGGACUUGUAUCACCUGACAAAAAGGUGAUCUCUCCAGACCUGAUGAGAGUAGAUAUGCCAGUCAUGGAUAUCUAUAAAUGCUACGGUUACUAUGCACCCAAGGUGAAGGUCGACACUGUUGGGUGUGUAUGUGGAGGAUACGGACAAUACGGACCAUCAAUCUGUAAUGGUGAUUCUGGAGGCCCAUUUUAUUGCAAUGGAGAAAUGAUUGGGGUUGCAUCGUGGGGACAUCAAAAAUGUAAGGGAUAUCCCAGUGUUUUCACAUCAACUUACGCACACAGGGAAUUCAUCGAAAGAUGUAUGGCGGAUGUUGAUGACAAGGCCUAUUAGAAUGAACAUUUCGCUUAUUCAUUGCUGGAGGUGGAAAUUGUCGUCAACUUCCAUCCAGAAUUAUUGGUUAUAGUGUCUUGUUCGUAGUUUGUAGUUGGUCAACAUUUAAACAAUAUUCUCGUCUCAAUAUUCGAACAAAACUGUUUACACUUAUUAGAAAUACUGAAUAUAUAUUAUCAAGAUAGGCUUAUGCAUUUUGAUAAUUUCCAAACUUAAUUUCUGACAGUAGGCCUAAUUUCAAUUUAUUUUCAAACCUUUCUGGAGAUCAAAAUAUUACCUAUGGGUAUUGUUCGUGACUGUUGAUUUUUUGUCUCUAGGAUUUUUUUUUAUAAUUAUUUCAGAAUGACAUUCUCAACAUAGAACAGGUGAAUCAGAAUUCUUCUUGAUGUUAUCCUAUAUUAUCCGACAGGCUGCUCUGUUGUAGGAUCUACAAAUAACUAACUAUUCUGUUCUGUUUUCUUCAUUAUUACUGUAGGAGAGUCCAUAAAUUUGUCUGAGAUAAAUUUCAAAUAUCAUAUUACCGUAGGCUAUCUGUUGAAUCGAUGCUUGUUGUAUAAUUAUCAAAUUAUAAGAUCAGAAGUUUUAAAAUAGUUUUCAGGCACGAACUUACCAGUAUUUUCUCCAAUUUUCUCUUUUUCAAAUUGAUCAACUCGAACUAGAAGCUAUGAGAUCUCAUAUCUAGAGCUCAUAAAUCGACAAAGAGCUGUAUUUUCAAGCCUGUUUUGUCUUAUAAUCAACAAUAUCUUCAAUAAUAAUCAAUUCUUUCUUGACAUUCCCAUUUCAAUAAAACUCUUAUUUCAUUAAAAUUCUUUGAUCAAUAUUGAUCUUUGAGCCUAUUGAUUUUCCCUCAAAAACACAACAUCCGCUUUUGUGUUUUUCAAAUAGUCGUGAAUAUUUUACUUUAAUUCUUUCAAGAACCUUCAAGUAGUGAUUUUCAAAAUCUCAGUGUAUUUAUCAAAUAAUGUUUAAUUAAUUAGUUUUUCAUUGUGUAAUAUCUAUUUGAUUUAUUGGUUUAAUUUGUAGUUGAAUUGUAGAAUCGGUGGUAGUUAAAAUAGUAGUCGUUUUGGUACUGUAGUAGAUGUAGUGAUAGUAGUAGUAGUAGUAGGCUACCGUACUACUAGUGUAGUGUAUAGAAUUGAGAUAGUUGGUAUUUUGGGUACUUUUCAAUUGUUGUGUAAUUCACAAUAAAGUGUUGCAGCGAGUUAAA